This is a messenger RNA of Polistes canadensis, 1324 nucleotides long. RefSeq names its product probable trans-2-enoyl-CoA reductase, mitochondrial. The transcript has 6 exons. Bases 97 to 1203 code for a protein of 368 amino acids. Gene Ontology annotation, biological process: fatty acid metabolic process. Gene Ontology annotation, cellular component: mitochondrion. Gene Ontology annotation, molecular function: trans-2-enoyl-CoA reductase (NADPH) activity. NCBI's taxonomy places the organism in Eukaryota, Metazoa, Arthropoda, Insecta, Hymenoptera, Vespidae. The record is from RefSeq and is a predicted model, not a curated record.
AAACAUUAGAAAAUGGUAGAAAAUAAAGGAUAUAAAUAAAUAUUUGAAGAAAAUAAAGGAAAAUUACGUUUAAAGUUGUCAAGAAAAAAAGAUACAAUGGUUUUAUUUGUACGAUACUUCCUAUCAUCAGUUUCGCAGUCAACAAAAUUAAUACAAAUUCGAAAUAUGAGUGGUAUCGCCAUAACUGAUACAGCAAAAUCAUUGCUCUAUAAAGAAUAUGGUGAUCCGGUAGAUGUAUUACAAGUCGCUAAUACCACAAUAAAUAAACCAGAUGGAUGUCAGGUUGCAGUCAAGUGGUUGUUGGCACCUGUCAAUCCAGCCGACAUUAAUACUAUUCAAGGUAAAUAUCCAAGUAAACCUUCAUUACCAGCUGUUCCAGGAAAUGAAGGUGUAGGAGAGAUAAUAGAUGUUGGUUCUAAAGUAACUAAUUUAUGUGUUGGGGAUAUGGUUAUUCCCAACUAUUCUAAUUUGGGAACAUGGAGAACGGAUGCCAUUUAUGAGUCGAAAGAUUUGUUAAAGAUUCCUAAAGAAGUUGGAAUUGUGGAAGCUAGUAUGAUGAACGUUAAUCCAUGUACUGCAUAUAGAAUGCUUAAAGAUUUUGUAUGUUUAAAACAUGGAGAUACCGUUAUACAAAAUGGAGGUAAUUCAGCAGUAGGACAACUGGUUAUACAAUUGUGUAAAAUCUGGAAUUAUCGAUCUGUUAAUGUUGUUAGAGACAGACCAAAUUUACAAGAAUUAAAGAAUCUGUUAACAUCUAUGGGAGCGGAUGAAGUAUUAACUGAAAGUGAAAUUAGAACGACUCAAAUUUUUAAGAAUAAAAAAUUACCUCACCCUAAAUUAGCACUUAACUGUAUUUCGGGUCAAAGUGCUACAGAUAUUAUGAGACACCUUGCGCAUGGAGGUAUAAUGGUUACGUAUGGUGGUAUGUCGAGAGAACCAGUGACCAUUCCACCUUCAGCUUUUAUUUUUAAAAACAUAAUUCUACAAGGAUUUUGGAUGACUGCAUGGACCAAGGCAAAUAUGGAAUCAAAAGAACGAUUAGAUAUGUAUGAUGAAUUAUUAGCUUUCUUUAAAGAUAAAAAAUUACAAGCUCCGCCGCACAAACUUGUGCCUUUCUCUCAAUAUCAAGAAGCUAUUACUAAUGCACUUAAUAUGAGUGGCAAAACUGGAGUUAAAUACAUUUUGGAUAUGACUAAGAGUUAAACUUAAUUAUGAUAGUUUAUAAAAAAGCAUUAUUUGUGCAUUUAAUAUAUUUAAUAUUAUACGAUAUUGUAUGAUGGUCUUUUAGAGUUAAAAAUAUUAUAUUAUUAAAUGAGGUGCUAAU